CGAUAAUGUUUUCAUCAUCCAGUCGGGUUACUGACAUUGUUGCUAUUAUCAUCUGUAUAUCCUUUGUCGGAGUGAAUUGUUCUUUUAAGAAGAAAGAGGUUUUCAUAUUCUCCACCUCGAAAGACAAUUGGAAAUUUUAUGACUGGUCCAAAAUUACGACCGUUGUGCAGUUUGGCUACACCGACGGUGACCUCGUUCAAUUUGCUCAUUCCAGAAAUGUCACCGUCUCCUACGCAGCUAACUUUCCAACUUCCAUCCUCUACAACCACACAUCACUGAAGCUAUGGGCCGACGAACAACUUGGCUACAUAAAGUUAAACAACCUGGAUGGAGUGAACAUAGAUUUUGAGGAUGAGAUCAACUGUACAGACGUCUACGCCAGAAGUUCUUUCUCGAUACUGAUGCAACUGUUGCGAAUGAAACUGAAAGCGUUUAAACCAAAUGGACAGUUGUCAAUAGAUGUCGCUUGGUCUCCAAACAACAUCGACAACCGAUGUUACGACUACCAGACUCUUGCCUCGUACGCCGAUCUCGUUUUUGUAAUGUCCUACGACCAACGAAGUCAAAUUUUCGGCGACUGUUUAGCCGGGCCCAACUCCGCUUUCAACUUGAUGACUGAAGGAAUCAAAAGAUUUGUGGAGAUAGGAAUCCCAAGAGGAAAAAUUGUAAUGGGCAUACCUUGGUAUGGGUAUGAUUACCCAUGUCUCAAUUAUUAUCCGAUACCGAAGAAAUGCGAAUUGAAAAAGGUUCCAUUCCGAGGUGUGGCUUGCAGUGACGCAGCUGGGACACAAAUCGGCUACUCGACUAUUUUGAAAUACCUGUCCAACGACACCCACUACCAAAACAAUGUCUGGAUGCCCUUAAAGAGGAUCUGGAUAUUGUCUCAGGAUUGGGAUGAAGAUGCCAGAUCUCCAUAUUUCACAUACGAAGACCAGGCGACCCAAUCCUACCACCAAGUCUGGUACGACAACUACAUCAGCCUAUCGCUGAAGUACUCAUUCGCCACUUCACACGGAUUGGCGGGAGUGGGAUGUUGGGAAGCGGAUAGUCUGGAAUAUUCUAAUGAAACUUAUUCUAAACAAUCAACCGCAGAAAUGUGGCAGGCUCUACCGCGCCCAUCAUUUUGA
Messenger RNA from Helobdella robusta, 1127 nucleotides. RefSeq lists its product as hypothetical. Gene Ontology annotation, biological process: carbohydrate metabolic process; chitin catabolic process. Gene Ontology annotation, cellular component: extracellular region. The transcript has 7 exons. The record is from RefSeq and is a predicted model, not a curated record. Gene Ontology annotation, molecular function: chitinase activity; chitin binding. Lineage: Eukaryota; Metazoa; Annelida; Clitellata; Rhynchobdellida; Glossiphoniidae. The coding region runs from base 6 to 1127 and encodes 373 amino acids.